AUGAUCUCGCCUGUUCCUCAUGGUGUGGUCAAGGAUCCUACCAGCCUCUUGCACCUUCUCCAAGAGUUCCGCCCAGGCCCUUCUUCUCCAAGCCCUAUCUAGAGAAAAGCUUGGCGACAAUCUCUCACGUUUACCAACGAUGUGAUCGAGUCCGCCGGCCAAAGUUGUCAAUUACCUUCUUCGGGAAAAUUAGAAACCUGAACCUCCCAAGUAGCUUUAAACUUUUCAAUGAAUCUCUGACCUUUCUUAUGAAGAAUUCGUUGUCCCACAGGGUCAGCAUUGUUUCCUUUGCAUCUCACGUAACCAUUUCUCGUCAGCCUUAGUAGUGUCGCGCUUUUGAGUGUUGAUGACUACUUAAUAUACGACAGUUUCACAGUUGACGUACGGAUAAACGCAAAAGUUGCGAAAAAUGCUUAAACGCUAUGGUAUUUUUAGCGAUCCAACCGUAUUUCGGAAGAAGACGGUCGAACCAAAUUUGCUGUCCAAGUAUGCAGUUACUACAUACUAAUGGUGCUUGGGUUCUAAAGUAGAAGAUAUUGGGUUCUUCUAAAUGUGGAAGCAAGAAGCAGUUAACGAGACAAUGUGACGAGGAGGCUCAAUAAUUAGUGGUGCACCGUAUAAACUUUAAGUGGAAGUUAUCUACCUACGGCAGUGUAACGGCAUUGGGAUUCUGAUGCGGAGGGUCGCUCUUUUCACUCUGUGCCUAUUCAUCUCCGUGGGAAUGUGCACACAGUAAUUCAGGCCUCUGAGGCGACUAGAUGAAACACUGUCCCGGAGGAGGCUAAAUGUUGACUGGCGUCUGAAUGUGCUAAUAGUGAGACCGAUUUACGCAGCACCUACAUACACCCUUCUCCGUCUUCCCACAACCAUCACAGUUCAACGACAAGACAAGAUUAAAGCGACUGGCAGUUGCCACGAGCUCAGCGGCCGAUUUGGGACAAAGCCAGUGUUCACAUGUGCCACACACGUGCUAACUCCUACACGCACAAACACCAGAUUUCAAGGUGAGGAGGGUUUCAAAUUUCGCCUUUGUCCCCGAGGACCAAGCAAUCCAUCGGUAGAACCGUGCACGACCACUUUGCGUUAGGUCAUUUAGACCGUCGCAGAUAUGCAGUCAGAAGUAAAUAGUAGUCGGCAGGUGUGUUGACAAAGACAAACAGAAUUGGACAGCCCAUUCAGGUUUGUUUCCUGCUGUCCGUCAAACAUGCCCUAACCCAAGACCGAGGUUCCACUGAACUACCAGCCCCUGCUUCUCGUCAGACACAUGCGAUCUUUGGAUUCUGAUUACUGAACAAAAUAGGACGGAGCCAAAUACGCUACCUCCACUGUCUCGGUCGAGGUGCUCUACCCAGCUGGCACAUUUGACUGCAUAAGCUGUGUCGAAACACUGAUGAGACAUUGCGUGUAAGACUUUGAAGUUGCUCAAGGUCCUAGGAACAAUUACUACGUUAAGUCAACUCGAUCAAGGAGUGGAGGCGGCGGCGCCUGCGGUGGCAGUGGCAGUGACGGUUUCCAGUCCUUGCCUUAAGUCCUUGAUUAACACAGCAGUUUGAACAAGGUGUCAGCCGUGCGCAGGCAGACAAAUAUCUCAGAGGUAGCAAGCUCGGUGCCUUAGCAGUCUCAUUCUUUCAAAAAGCCAGCAUAGCUGCGCAAACAACGUUACUGCAGCGUGGCAGCUGACAAGGUUGAUGUGCAUUAGGAAAGGCCAUCUGCUUUAAGUUCUUGGACACUGAGGACUGUCGUUUCUACAUGCUGGGUAUCUCCAGUCAACAUACGUACUGUCACAGGCGACUAACUUCGUCUAUUAGGCGGCUGAAAGAACCGUCAAUGACAAAGACUUCAUCAACUGGGGACUAAACACAGAAUUGUGGCGGCUUUCCCGAUGCUCACAAUCGGGGUUGAAAAAUUGAUUUCACUCCUAUGCAACAUCAAAUUUUCUCCAUUGCAGCAGACAUGACGGGAGCCCGUAGCCCAAUGAUAGUAUGUUGGACUUUGUGCUCAAUGCUUCGACUCCCGCCUGUCGUUCUCCGGGGUUGGGAGGUGGCUGGCUGA
This is a messenger RNA of Spirometra erinaceieuropaei, 2052 nucleotides long. The record is from the annotation of a GenBank genome assembly. NCBI's taxonomy places the organism in Eukaryota, Metazoa, Platyhelminthes, Cestoda, Diphyllobothriidea, Diphyllobothriidae.